Telopea speciosissima is the source of this 2040-nucleotide messenger RNA. Its product is annotated as transcription factor APG-like. NCBI's taxonomy places the organism in Eukaryota, Viridiplantae, Streptophyta, Magnoliopsida, Proteales, Proteaceae. Gene Ontology annotation, molecular function: DNA-binding transcription factor activity; protein dimerization activity. The transcript has 5 exons. The record is from RefSeq and is a predicted model, not a curated record. Gene Ontology annotation, cellular component: nucleus. Bases 12 to 620 code for a protein of 202 amino acids. Gene Ontology annotation, biological process: regulation of DNA-templated transcription.
UGUAUAAUAACAUGAGCCACCUAGUGCCGAAUUGGGACCUUUUCACCGCCUCUGAAGAAGAAGAUGGUGAGUCCCAGCAACCAGCACCGACUCACCUAGACUUCGCGGUUAUCCCUGAGCUUCAUUUCCCCGAGCCAUCUUCUUGGGUUCAGACUUCCUUCCCUCCUUUUGAUUCUUCUGUUGAUGAUGUUAAUAGUUGUUCCGACAUUUUCGACGCUUUGUCGGAUGUCGAGCUGAACCUGAAUUUACCACUGGAGCAGAAUAGAGCCACGCUUGCUCCUACUCCUGACUCUUCAUGUUUAGCUUUGGAUAGAGGGAACUCUUCAAGUGAGAGCAAAGGGAAAUCUAUCGUCUCCGAGGAUCGGGUGCCCCAAAUCUUCGGCGAGGAGUUUUUGAGCAUAUUGGACGUUUUGAAGAGAAAGCAAGCUAGCUCGUGCAAGCGUAACCGGACUGCCGAGGUUCACAACCUGUCUGAGAGGAAGCGGAGGGAUCGAAUCAAUGAGAAGAUCAGAACAUUGCAGGAACUUAUACCCAACUGUAACAAGCUGAAUUUGUGCUGCAUUUCAGUCAGACAGAGCUUCAGUGUUGGAUCGGACCAUUCAAUAGCUCAAAGCCCUUAAACUGCAAGUGGAGAUGAUGUCGAUGGGGGGAGGUAGCCUGAAAGCUCCAUAUGUUUCACCAGCUGGUGUUCAAAGUGUACAUCCGCCCCAGUUUUCUCCAUUCAUGCCCAGAAGCCUGAACAUUGGCACAGGAGGUGGAGUAGGGAUGGGUUUUGGAAUGGGCAUGGUUGGAAUGUGUUAUCAACCCAUGGGUAUUCCCCUGAUUGCAGUCCCCUCACAGAGUCCCUGUUCACCGGUGACAACAGCUGCAAGUUUGCCACAGACGCCAAGGUCAGGAGUUGUUCCCAUUACCCCAUUAGUUCCAAUGAAGUAUAUGCCCUUCACAGCUCUUACUUCGACACCAGCUAUAGUUACUCCAUCCAUUUCCCCAGAAUGUCCAGCUUUAAAAUUGUUCCAAGAUGUUAAUUCUUCCAACCAAGCACGUUGUAGCUCUCAGAGGAUGAAGAGAUCUGUUAAUUAUGUCCAGCAGGUUCCAGUAAUUAGCCAGGUUCAUUUCAAACUUGAAUACUUUAAUCAGUUAAAAUUGCACAUCCUCAAGCUCCUCAUAUUUAUCUUUAAUUCCUCCAUUAAGUUUGUCAAUUAUGUGAUGCAACAAACAUCAUUCUCUAAUAUCCUAGUUGUUGGAGAAUAGGUGUUGUGGUGUGUCACAUGUUUUUGAAUCCCACAUAGUGCUGUUUGUUUUUUUUUUUUCUAGAAGUCUACACAAACUGGUUUACAUUCUAUAAGUCCACCAAGCACCUCUCUCUUUCUUCAUUUGGUGAUAUUUUACAGUACUGCUUCUCUUAUUGCUGAGGAGGCAGGUUGUGGCAGCUGCCAUUCUCUCUCAAUCUGGUUUGGUUUGAACAUUUAGGCAUUUGAAUCUCAACUAAUCUUUUUUUUAUAUGUAAUUACUGCAUAGGUGGUCUCAUAUUUAGGAUUGACAUCCUUGACGCUGUAUGUUUUGAUUGGUGGCAGGCCAAAAGGGCAAACCUUCAUGUUGAAGGCUACCUUCUCGACAGUAACAAGUGAACCAUUCAGUCCUGUAUCCGUAUGAUGCGCUAUAGAAAAUUUGCUAACUUGUAGUUAUCAGCAAAGGUCACAAGCAAACUUACAACAAUGGGGUCGCAGGAUAUAUUCUUGUUUACCUAUCUGAGAAGUAACUCACCAGGUAUUAUUGUGUAUUUUUGUAGUCAGUACCGAGUUCAACCCCCUACUGUAAGUCAUGUGAGAGCAUUGUUCUCAAUUGCAUGUUGUGCCUUGUUUUUAGGUAUUAUCAAUUCCAUUUUGUUCAUCUUUUCCUUAAUCAAGACUGCUAAACGUGAUCUUUAUAUUAGCUGAAUCAUGUCCAUGUUGGAUUGGAAAGUCAGAAUGGACACUUUAUGUUGCAUGAACAACAGUGUUCAUAAUUUAUUACAUAGGCGAUGUGGACAUCAUUUCAGCA